This is a messenger RNA of Thyridium curvatum, 1692 nucleotides long. RefSeq lists its product as uncharacterized. The record is from RefSeq and is a predicted model, not a curated record. Bases 1 to 1692 code for a protein of 563 amino acids. NCBI's taxonomy places the organism in Eukaryota, Fungi, Ascomycota, Sordariomycetes, Thyridiales, Thyridiaceae. The transcript is spliced from 3 exons. Gene Ontology annotation, biological process: L-tryptophan biosynthetic process.
AUGCAUGUUUCAGCUCAGGUCGAGAUCCGGCCCUCCGUCGCCGAGGCGCAGAGGCUCUUCGCAAAGGCGUCCACCGCCUCGGCGCGCCCGACCCUGCUCCCCAUCUGCGCUUCCACUCCCUCCGACCUCCUCACGCCUUCCACCGUGUAUCUAAAGCUGUCGCAAGGGGCGACCGAUGACUACUCAUUUCUCCUCGAGAGUGCCACCGGCAGCACAGAGACCGUCGGCCGGUACAGCUUCAUUGGCACAAACCCCAGGAAAGUCAUCCAGAGCGGCCCCGGCUACGAAACGCAGGGCGACCCCCUCCGCGCACUCCAGGCCGAGCUGGCUCACGACCGUGUCAUCGACGUCCCCGCCCUCAAGCUGCCCGUGCUGACCGGCGGCGCCGUCGGCUAUGUCUCCUACGACUGCAUCAAGUACUUCGAGCCCAAGACCGACCGCCCUCUCAAGGACAACCUCCACAUUCCCGAGGCCGUCCUGAUGCUCUUCGACACCGUCGUCGCCCUCGACCACUUCCGCUCCGUGCUCACCGUCGUCACGCACGUCAAGCUCCCCGAGGACCCGUCCGAAGACAUCACCGCUGCCUACGAGAAGGCCUGCGCGACGCUGCAGUCCACCAUCGAGAUCAUCCAGACCCCCGACAUCCCCCUCCCGACCAAGUCCUUCACCGGCAAGGCGGCAUCCGGCGAGCUGGCUUCCAAUGUCGGACGCCACGGCUACGAGUCGUUUGUGACGACGCUCAAGAAGCACAUCGUCAAGGGAGACAUCAUCCAGGCAGUGCCAUCACAACGGUUCUCGCGGCCGACGAGCCUGCACCCCUUCAACAUCUACCGGACGCUACGGACGCUCAACCCCUCGCCAUACCUCUUCUUCCUCAACUGCAAGGACUUCCACAUCGUCGGCGCCUCUCCGGAGUGCCUGAUGAAGACCGACGGCUACGCCCCGCUGCCCGCGGAUCCUCGUGCGCCAGCCGGCACGCAGUCUCGGCCUCGUCCCAAGAUCGUCAACCACGCCAUCGCCGGCACUGUCCCGCGGGGGAUCACGCCCGCGGAGGAUGACGAGCUGGCCACGAUACUGCUCAACUCCAAGAAGGACCGCGCCGAACACGUCAUGCUGGUCGACCUGGCCAGGAACGACGUCAACCGCGUCUGCAACCCUCUGACGGUCAAGGUCGACCGCCUGAUGCGGAUCGAUCGCUUCUCGCACGUCCAGCACCUGACGUCGGAGGUCUCGGGCAUCCUGCGCCCAGAGUGCACGCGGUUCGACGCGCUGCGCUCCAUCUUCCCGGCCGGUACGGUGUCGGGCGCCCCCAAGAUCCGCGCCAUGGAGUUGAUCUACGACCUCGAGCAGGAGAAGCGCGGCAUCUACGCCGGCGCUGCCGGCUGGUUCGCCUACGACGUUGUCCGCGUCGAUCUCGCCCGCGACGAGGUCUACCCCGAGGAGGGCGCCAUGGACGUCUGCAUCGCCAUCCGCACCAUGCUGGUCAAGGACGGCGUCGCCUACAUGCAGGCCGGCGGCGGCAUCGUCUUCGACAGCGAGGAGACGCCCGAGUGGGAGGAGACGAUGAACAAGCUGGCGGCCAACCUGAGGUGUAUCGAGGUCGCCGAGAGGUAUUACGGCGACGGCGUCGACGCCAAGUCGGUGCCCGAGAUCAUCGAGGAGGAGAGGAGGAAAGGGGGAAAGUCGUCAUGA